AUGUUCUGGGGAGCGCUGCCAGCAGCCCCUAAAUCCCCACUCCAGGCCUUUGUUUACAGCCCCUUCCUGCAGAUGGGCCACACUUCAUUUUAUGGCAGAUUCAGGCACUUCCUGGACAUCAUCGACCCCCGCACUCUCUUUGUGACCGAGAGCCGCCUGAAGGAAGCGGUGCAGCUGCUGGAGGAUUACAAACACGGCACUCUGCCCCCAGGAGUCACCAACAAAGAGCUGUGGGGAGCUCAAAAAAUCAAACAGGCCAUCAUCCACCCCGACACAAACGAGACCAUCUUCAUGCCUUUCCGAAUGUCAGGUUACAUUCCCUUUGGAACCCCCAUCGUUGUUGGUCUUCUCCUGCCCAACCAGACCCUGGCCUCCACUGUGUUUUGGCAGUGGUUGAACCAGAGCCACAACGCGUGUGUGAACUAUGCAAACCGCAACGCGAGCAAGCCUUCUCCGACAUCCAAGUUCAUCCAGGGCUACUUGGGAGCUGUCAUAAGUGCUGUCUCAAUUGCAGGGCACGUUAGAGGGGCAGGACACACGGACAAGGAUCUUGGCAGAGUUUUGUCCCCUGAGAAGUUUUGGUGGAGGUGUCCCUGUGGAUUUUUCCAAUCCAGCUCCCUGUUCCCGAUAAUUGUGUGCGGGGCUGCGCUGACAGCCUGCGAAUGGGGUGUGAUGUCCAUAAUCAGCCGGGGAGAGCUGCAGCCCUCCCGCUGCCCCUGUCCUCGCUCGGGAGACAUUCGGGAGCUGGAGGAAGUCAGGAGAGGGAUGGAGGGGAUGGAGCGUGGCCUGGCUCCCUCCUCCAUGGGAGCAGGAGGAGAAUCCCAGCGGAUCCGAGGAGCUUCUGUGCUAAAUGAAGGUUGAAAUGAAGCGGUGCCUGGCUCCAGAGCCUGCAUCUCUGCGCUCAGAAGCUCCUGUUCCUGCACAUCCCUUUCCCCUGUUCUCCGGUUCCAGAAGGGAGUGCUUGGAUGUCCCAGACUGGAAACUCAGCCUGGCAGCUCCUCCAGGGGCCCAGAAACGGCUGGAGCUGCAGCAGCCAUUCCCAAAGGCACAGCCCUGAGGCUGCAGUGGGAGACAGGGACAUGGGGUUUUCUGGGAAUGCUCCCAGUGCCCGGCACCAUCCUGUCCCUGCAGUUAGGAGCACCUGGCACUGCCGGGUCCUGCCAAGCCCAUCCCUGGGAGUGUCCAGGCCAGGCUGGACGGGGCUUGGAGCAGCCUGGGCUGCCGGGAGGUUUCCCUGCCCGUGGCAGGGGGUUGGACGUAGAUGAUCCUUAAGGUUCCUCCCAACCCAGCUUGCUCCGGGGUUCCCCAGCUCCAUGUGCCUCUCUGCAGCAUUUUCUCUCUCGUUUUGCUGUGGUGUCUCCAUUUCCAGCAGGUUUGUUCUCAUCCCUUCUCUUCCCUCUGCCCCAGCCCAUCCCCACAACCCCCAGUGCUGCCUCUGGACAGGAUCCAGGUGCAUGGAAAACUCGGGAUGAGACAGCACCCUCCUGUCUUGGGCAUGGCCCCUCAUCCUCCUUUCUCCACCAUCUCCCAAACCAACUUUGGCCAGUUCUCAGCAUGAAUCCUGCUCUUCUCCAGCCUUGCUCCAGGCUACAUAAUUUCCUUCCCCUGGAGCAUCCAACUGUGGGGUCAUCCCUCCUGGAAUUGUCUUGGAGUGAUGUUUCCUCCUUCCCUUUCUCUUGCUCCUCUCUAACUUCCUUCCCCACUCGGAUCCUCAUUGCUUUCCCUUCCCUUCGGCUCCUCCAUUCUGUUCUCCUUGGCUUGGGAAAGCUCCAGUUGGGAAGGAGCCCAGUUUUCCAUCUCUCUGCCUCCAUCCUCACCUCCCAGCCCUAAUGAAUGAGUUUUUUCCUUCUUCUCCUAAUGCUCUUUUCUCCAGCUUGGCUGAAUGGGACUCACCAGAUCCAAUUAUUUCUAAUCCAAUCUGGUGACGGGGGGAUGAGGGAUAACCCAGCCAGUCCCUCUUUCCAAGUGGACUUUCCAGGUCCCUUGGAGCAGCCAGCUCCAGCUGCAGUGCUCAGGACUUGGAUCCCUUAAACCAGUGGAGAUUUCUCCAGCGCAGUCCACCAAGUCUGGAGAGUGGCUCAGCAACGUUUGGGUGGUGUCAUCUCCCAGCUAAUGCUCACUGAACUCCUGAGAUUCCUUUAUUUUAUAAAAAUUCCCUCCCAAUAUGAAAUUAAAUAACUCCUUGGAUGUAUUUACUGCUCUAGGCCGGGUUUAAGAGGCGUGGUCUCGGUCAUUGCCAAUGUUGGGAAUUCAAAACCAUCUCUCAGGCUUCAAAAAUCUUCAUAAAAAGGCGGAAAAAAGCAGGGAAUUUUUUUUUUAAAUCCCCAUGGUUUUAGAAUUGGUGUUUUGGUAGACGUGAGGUCAGAAUUUUUCGAGACAAGAAGGAGAAGAAAAGGAAUCCAAAAUGUUGAUCUCCGACAGUGACUGGUGGUUCUG
This is a messenger RNA of Cyanistes caeruleus (blue tit), 2436 nucleotides long. Lineage: Eukaryota; Metazoa; Chordata; Aves; Passeriformes; Paridae. The record is from RefSeq and is a predicted model, not a curated record.